Messenger RNA from Pleurotus ostreatus (oyster mushroom), 5220 nucleotides. RefSeq lists its product as uncharacterized. NCBI's taxonomy places the organism in Eukaryota, Fungi, Basidiomycota, Agaricomycetes, Agaricales, Pleurotaceae. The coding region runs from base 1 to 5220 and encodes 1739 amino acids. The transcript has 11 exons. The record is from RefSeq and is a predicted model, not a curated record.
AUGUCCGAGGCGGACGUGCAAGCUAGCGCCGCGACCAUCGAGUCGCCCACCAUCAACGGAGGAGGGGAGAAUGGGUUGUCGAAGAAGCCCUUGGAAGAGGCGGACACGUCGGAUGUUCCCAUCGCGUCGGGAGGAACGGAGGGAAAGGGAGCAAACGGGAUACUCGAAGCUGCUCUCACUGAAGGCAAAGAGGCCUUAUCGGAAGUCGUGAGUGCUGCUACGAAGGUGGCGAACGGGGUGAACGGAGACCUUGGGAACGUUGCUGUGAAUGGACUGCUUGUCGACGCGAAGGACGUCGAAGUCAAGGUCGAAGAAGCUGAAGACGUCUCCCUAAGCAAGAAUGAGGAACCCGUAAGUGUUCCCGAGCCCAAUGGUACUGAGGCCGACAGUGGCAAGGACGCUGCUGCUGACGUUGUCAAGCCUGAGGAGAACUCUGAGGUAGUACCAGUUGCGGACGCGACUGAGACAGUCCUCUCCAAGGCAGGCGAACCUGUCACUGAAGCGGUCCCCGAGGUCGAACAAACGGUCGUUGCAACGUCGAGCCCCACAGAGGAGCCUACUCAGGCCAUCAAGGUCGAGGACAUUGACGAAGCCACUCAGGUACCGACUGUCGAGGCAAGCGAGCCAGUAACAGUCGUAGAUGUACCAGAAGAGAAGACCAUCACACCAACUGUAGAAGAGACCGCACCGGUUGUCGAAGAAACUACACCAAGCGUCGUGGUCGAUGCAACUGAAGCCGUGCCCUUAGCGCAGACACCUGCUCCCAACGAGGUCGUGGAGGCCCCCAUCACAGUCGAGGAGCCUGUGGCAAAUAUCCCAACUCCUCAGGUCAUCGCCGAAGACAUCCCUGCCGAAGACACAAAGCCUGCGGAGGAAUCCCAGCCCGCUCUAUCUACUCCAGCAGAGCCAGAGGCCCAAGUAGUGCCCGAGGCCGUAACUGCACCUAUCGAAGCCGUGUCUAUCACUAUCACUGAUGCCGAGGCUGCACCAGAAGCCCCAAUCCCCGAAGCCAAAGAAGUCCCACCCAUCCCCGAUUCCGCGCUAGAAGCUGUUACCGUGGCUGCGGUGAAGCCUGUUGAAAUUGAGGCACCGGUCGAGCAGGAGCCGAAUGAGGAAGUAGCUCCCCCUAUUGUGGACGAACCCGCCCCAGAAUCGGCAGAAGAGGCAUCGACCAAGCCUGAUGUGGUCGAGGUUAUCCAGGAGGCAGAAUCUGUCCAUGUCGCGACACCUAAGGCUGCCCCUGUCGAAACGGUUGCUGAGGAAGUCGGGCUGGUUGUUGAAGAACCAAAGAUAGUCGCCGAAGCCCCGCUUGUGGUUGAGGCUACCCCUGCCGAAGAGCCUUCGACCGUAGUUGCCGCUGAGGAACCCGUGGAGCCCACUAAGGAGCACGUCGAAAAGGUCGACAUGGCUGAAGAAGUACCCGCCGUCGAGGAGUUGAAGCCUGCCGAUGUGUUUGAGCCAAUCGCUCCAGUCGUUGCAGAAGUCGUCCAGGCCACACCAGACCUGGUUGAAGAAGAGGUCAAGCCAGCGGUUGAGGAGACAGAGCCUGUUGAAGACGCCAAGCCAGUUGUAGAGGAGAAAGCCGUAGUCGAGGAAGACGCCCCAGUCGUUUCGGACGAGGUGAAGGCUGAAGAGGCGACACCGGUUUCGGAAGAGAAGCUUGUCGAGGAACCUGUGGAGGCGACACCCAUUGUUGAAGAUGAAACCCCCGUUGUCCAAGACGUGAUCCCUGAGGUCGUCAAGGAGGCCCCAGUUGUCGAGGAGAUACCAGUUGUCGAGGAGAUACCAGUUGUCGAGGAAAAGGAACCAGUCGUUGUGGACGAAGAACCGAUUGUCAAGGAGGAACCGUCCGUACCGGAAGCUGAGGUUAUUGAGGAGGCGAAGCCACUUGUGCAAGAUGAGACGACAGUUAUUGAGGAGAAGCUAGCUGUGGAGGAGGCGAAACCACCUAUUCAGGAGGAAGUUGAAGCCGUCGAGGAACCGGCUGUCCAGGAGGAACCUCCCGUCCAAGUAGCGACGGCCGCCGAGGAAGAGACGCCACUUGCCCAAUCGAUUGUCGUACCAGAGCCAGAUCCAGUCGUUGAAAACCUGGAGCCCGCUCAGGAGGAACCGAAAGCGGUCGACGACGUGACGCCAGUGGAGGAAGCCGAACCAGCCAAACCAACCGAAGAUCUCAAGGUCGAAGAGGCAACCGAAGAUGUGAGGCCUUUGGAUGCGGUGGUAUCUGACAACGAUGCCUCAGGACCCGUGCUCAACGUCGAGGAAGAGCCCAAGCCGACCCCAGAGGAGAACGCACUGUCGAGGCAGCAAACGUGGAGGACACGAACAAAGGCCACUCCUCUUGUCGAGAGCCCACCAGUUGCAGAAGCACCGGUCGCUCCAAAGACCGUCGAGGAAGAGCCUGAACCUGUGAAGGUGGAUGUCACGCCUGUCGUUGUUGAAUCUGUUCCAGAGGCCGACGCAAUCCUUUCACCGCCAACGGAAACAACGGCGGAGGAUGUUGAGCCUGCGGUUCAUAUAGCCGAAUCCCUACCCGUGCCGGAACCAGAGCCCACUGAGUUGGCUCCCUCUGUAAAUUCGGUCGAGACCGAAGACUUGGUUGCGGUAGUUGCCGCAGACGAAGAUAUCAAGCCCAUAAACGAAGAGUCGGCUGUGGUGACGGAGGUCGAGGACGUACCAACUUCAGAAGAAGCUGAGCCAAUCCAGAAGGAAGUUGAAGUUGUCGAGGAGGACGUGAAGGCUCCUGAGCCGGAGGUUUUGCUUGCCACGCCCGCUACCAUCGCCGUAGAGGAAACUGCGCAAGACACUCCUGAGGAACAAGCACCCCUUGUGGAAGAGAUCAAGUUGGAGGCAAGUGCCGAAGAGAAGGCAUUGGCCGAGGUCGACGUUCCAACUGAAGCAGACGUUGAAGUUGCCGCUGCUAACGAGACGAAGCCUGAAAUCAUCGCAGAACAGGUUGCCCUAUCUGAGCCUGCUCUAGCCUCUGAAGAAUCAACGGAUUCAUCUAGCCUCAUUCCCAAUGUUGACUCUGCCGCAAGUGACCCCGAGGUUGAAGAGUCCGUCGUAGUCCCCAUCGAAGAAGAAAUGGUAUUUGCUCCUCGGGAAGAAGAGGUCAAAUCUCCUAAGGAAAAGCGUAGCUCCAGUAUUGACGUGGUACGCGAAGCAUCUCUCGAGGAGACGACCGUGGACGCCGUUUCCCCUCCUACUGAUUCGUCGGACGCUGACACUUCUGCGCCGUCGGAGCCUCCCAUUGUUAUCGUCGACGAGCCGGCAGUCUCUGUGGAAGAAGUUCCCAGCACAUCAGAAGUCGCCAGCGACCCAAUCGAGCGCCCGAAAUCACCUUGGACUCCUUCGUACAGUGUGAUGCAAGUUGGCUCUGGUGUGGAAGUUGUUGACCAAGUCAGUGAGGAAGACCCUCCUGCGGGCGACCUCACAAGCACUGUGGCACCUAAAGCAGAAGUAUCAGAGCCGGAACGACCAAGUUCAACGUGGACGCCAUCGUAUUCUACCACCAGCCAAGGAAGUCGCUCCCCAUCUCCGCUACCCGAUGUUGAGCAGCCAGCAACGGAACCAUUGUCGGAAGUCACUGCCGUGGAGGAUAUUCCGACCGUUGUAGAAACGAAGAGCCAACUUUUAGCAGAUGUGGCUGAGCCGCCGUCUAUCUUGAUUACUUCCCAACCUCAGUCCGACGAAGCUGAAGCACCUCCUGCCUUGGAAGUUGAGACAAAGGUCGAGCAAGAUAUUCCGGAACGCCCUAAGUCACCCUGGACGCCCUCCUACUCUGUCACUACCCAAGGUAGCCCGCUGGUCGAGUCUGCAGAGCUCCCGCACCCGCCCAUCGAGUCCGAUACCACACCCGCCAUUAUCGAUGAUGUCUCUUCGCCAGCCCCUCCGCCUAUUGUCGAAGUAGUGGAGCUCCCAGUACCUGAAGUUGCCGAGUCAAUAGCAGUAGCACCCCAGCCCAUCAACGUCGAACCAGUCUCUUCACAUGAGGAAGACGAAGCCACGACUGUUGAGCCAGUGCUCGAUGCGGAACCUUCAUCUGUCCUGGGCUCUUCUACGGAUGAACCCGAGGCAGUUCAACGUACUGUCUCUCCUUCUCUUCAUGUCACCCUCGCAGAUUUCUCAGAAACAUCGGUGGAUGCUGAGCAGGCGCCUUCUGUUCCAGAGAUCCUAUCUACGCCACUUUCUCGUAGCAAAUCUACAGACAGCUUAACACCUGAUGACAUUCCGGAGAGGCCCAAGUCUCCUUGGACGCCUUCGUACUCAGUUACUUCACAAGGCAGUCCAAAUCUAGCUCCUCAAGUCCUGACGGAGGAACCACCAACCAUUGCAGUUGAAACAUCCACUGAUGCUGAGAGUUUACCAACGGUUGAAGACACUGCACAACCCUCAGUAGAUCCUUUACCAGUCGAGGCUAUCGUCGCGCCAGUACCUGAGCGCCCCAAGUCACCCUGGACGCCAUCGUAUUCAGUCACUCGACAAGGUUCUACACCACCCUCACCUCAACCCGCUCCAACAGAGCUCGUGGUGAAUGCGGAUAUCGAUGCCCAGUCUGACAUUGCUGCCGCAAGUUUAGCUACAGAAGGACCAUCAAGCCCGCGAUCAACCUUGGUGGAUUUGGAUUCGGACACAUUCUCGGACGUUUCCGAUCAGCGUAUCCCAGAUAGCGAAGAAACCCAACCCGCAGUCGUGCAGACCGACGUUGACAAUCUUCAAGACGUCGAAGCAUCUAGCCAAACACCUGUGCUGUCAAGUGCGCAACUAGCGGAAGAGACGGUAACUACACCUACGGAAGAAGUGCUCGAGCCCUCAGUGACGAUCACUGUUGAUGAACCUGUUGUUGAGUCAAACCCACAAACACCUCGGAACGAGCCGUCAGAAGAGCCGCAAGCUUUCCCUGCAAGUACCAAGCCUAGUGUGUCAAGGCUGGAUACCUCUGGCGAAUCGCAUGAGUUGGAUACAUCAUCAACUUUAGAGACGCCCGCCCAGUCUCGAAAGCGGUUGGAAUCUACUGCCUCUUCUCGGUUCUUCCCCGGUGGAUGGUUCUCAACAUCUCCAACAAUUGGAGGCAGAACUUCACUGGAGAACGCUCAAGGCGAAUUCUCCGCUCUGAAAUCGCCGAUCGAUAUGGCAGGUACCACCGCUCCUGCCACUACACCAGUUGAUGGCCUCGCCGAGGACGAAGAGAGGAAAUCUCGUUGGUGUACAAUCAUGUAA